This is a messenger RNA of Cynocephalus volans (Philippine flying lemur), 1470 nucleotides long. Its product is annotated as HHIP-like protein 2. The record is from RefSeq and is a predicted model, not a curated record. The transcript is spliced from 6 exons. Lineage: Eukaryota; Metazoa; Chordata; Mammalia; Dermoptera; Cynocephalidae.
AUGGAGGAGUGCUCACCCUACGCAGCCCACCUCUACGAUGCUGAGAACCCUCUGAUGCGCCUCCGGAAGCUUCCUGGACUUUGCUCUGACUACUGCUCUGCAUUCCACUCUAACUGCCACUCUGCCAUCUCCCUGCUGACCAAAGGUCAUGGCCUCCAGGAGUCCCAUGAAAAGGAUAGUGCCCACUUCUGCCACCUCCUCCAUCUUCCUGACAAAGACUAUUGCUUCCCCAAUGUCCUGAGGAAUGACCAUCUCAACCAUGACCUGGGUGUGGUGGCCAAGGACCAUCAGGGCUGCCUGCAACUCUGCCUGACUGAGGUGGCCAACGGGCUGAGGAACCCCGUUGCCAUGGUCCAUGCUGGGGAUGGCACCCAUUGCUUCUUUGUUGCUGAGCAGGAAGGAGUGGUGUGGUUCUACCUCCCAGAUGGGAGCCGUCUGGAGCAACCGUUCUUGGACCUCAGGAGCAUCGUUCUGACCACUCCAUGGAUUGGGGAUGAGAGAGGCUUCUUGGGGUUGGUUUUUCAUCCUAAAUUCUACCUCAACCACAAGUUCUAUAUUUAUUAUUCAUUCCUUGGCAAGAAGAAGGUAGAAAAGAUCCAGAUUAGUGAGAUGAAGGUUUCUUGGGCUGAUCCCAUCAAAGCAAACCCCAAAUCAGAGAGGGUCAUCUUGGAAAUAGAAGAACCUGCCUCAAAUCAUAAUGGUGGACAACUUCUUUUUGGCCUGGAUGGCUAUCUGUACAUAUUCACUGGGGAUGGAGGGCAGGCUGGGGAUCCCUUCGGCAAGUUUGGAAAUGCUCAGAACAAAAGUUCCCUGCUGGGAAAAGUGUUAAGGACUGAUGUGAAUGGAGCAGGCUCAGAUGGCAAGCGGUACCAUAUUCCCCUAGACAAUCCCUUUGUUUCUGAGCCAGGGGCCCACCCUGCCAUCUAUGCCUAUGGGAUCAGAAACAAGUGGCGCUGUGCCGUGGACCGAGGGGACCCCAUCACGCACCAGGGCCAAGGCCGGAUAUUCUGUGGGGAUGUGGGUCAGAACAGGUUUGAGGAAGUCGACCUUAUUGUUAAGGGGGGGAACUAUGGCGGGAGAGCAAAGGAAGGGUUUGAAUGUUAUGACAAGAAACUUUGCCUCAAUGCCUGUUUGGAUGAUGUUUUGCCCAUCUAUGCCUAUGGCCGUGCAGUGAGGAAGUCGGUCACUGGAGGUUAUGUCUACCAUGGGUGUGAAUCUCCGAACCUCAAUGGCCGCUACAUCUUUGGGGACUUCAUGAGUGGUCGACUUAUGGCUUUGCAGGAAGAUAGAAAAACCAAGAAAUGGAAGAAACAGGAUGUUUGCCUAGGCAGCACCAAGCUCUGUGCCUUUCCAGGGCUAAACAGUACUUAGAGCAAAUUCAUCAUCUCCUUUGCUGAAGAUGAAGCAGGUACAAAUUUGUACGGUUAUUUGAUGUCUGCUUUCUGGAACUUCAUCAGAGGCAUUGACUGA